Messenger RNA from Cyprinodon variegatus (sheepshead minnow), 2101 nucleotides. RefSeq names its product gigaxonin (gene gan). Lineage: Eukaryota; Metazoa; Chordata; Actinopteri; Cyprinodontiformes; Cyprinodontidae. The transcript is spliced from 13 exons. Bases 136 to 1947 code for a protein of 603 amino acids. The record is from RefSeq and is a predicted model, not a curated record. Gene Ontology annotation, molecular function: protein binding. Gene Ontology annotation, biological process: cytoskeleton organization.
CGCACCAUGUAACCCAUGCCUCUGGCGUCGCCUCAACAUUGAGUGUUGUGUCCUGGGUGCAGUUUGUUGCACACCCUGUGCCAUAAAACACCUCAAACACUCUGCAAACUGAAGACAGCAGUCCCAGGUCCCGACAUGUCGAGCUCCGCAUCCAGUGAUCCGGGUCUCACGGUCUCUGAUCCGCAGCACUCGCAGAAGCUGCUCAGAGUUCUCCGGUCGUUCUGGCAAGAGCAAAGCUUCCACGAUGCGGUGCUUGUUGUGGAUGGAGAGGAGCUGCCGGUGCAGAAGAACAUCCUGGCUGCAGCCAGCCCCUACAUCAGAACCAAGCUGAACUACAACCCUCCCAAAGAAGAUGGGUCAACCUAUAGGAUUGAGUUACAGGGAGUCUCCAUGAGCGUCAUGAAACAGAUCCUGGACUACAUCUUCAGCGGGGAGAUCAUCCUGAGCGAAGAAACCAUUCAGGACGUGGUGCAGGCGUCCGACCUGCUCCUCAUGACCGAUCUGAAGUCCCUCUGCUGCCAAUUCCUGGAGAGCUGCAUCACAGCAGAGAACUGUAUCGGCAUCCGCCUCUUCUCGCUGCUUUACAACCUCCAGCACGUCCACUACGUCGCCACUGACUUCCUGCAGACCCACUUCCGUGACGUGGCGCUCACCGAGGAGUUCAGGGAGCUGCCCCACAACCGGCUGUGUGAGGUGCUGAGCAUGGAGAAGCUCAACGUGGGCAACGAGAAGCACGUUCUAGAGGCGGUGGUGCGAUGGUUCAGCCAUGACACGGACAACCGCCGGGUCCACAUGAAGGAAGUGAUGUCGGCCGUGUGGAUGGAGGGGUUGGACCAGAGCUACCUGAGAGAUCAGACCAUGGGAGAGCCUCUCAUGAGGGAGGUGAUCAGGGAGUUCUGUCAGAAGGUUAUGACCGACCGUCCACCACAAGGCGAGGCCAUGCUGACCACCUUCAAACCCAGAGGUUACUCUGAGUGUAUUGUGAUUGUAGGAGGAGAAGAUCGAAGAACCAGGAAGCCCACGGCGUCGACCCGCUGCAUGUGCCCGCUGUACGACACCCACAGGAGGAAGUGGAUCGAACUGAAGGAGAUGAGUGUAGCUCGAGUCGGCCACGGGGUGGUCGCUGCUGAGGGGUUCCUGUUCGUGAUGGGGGGGACAGAUGAAAACAAAACGGUUCUGGACAGUGGAGAGAAAUACGACCCAGACUCCAACUCCUGGAGCCCCAUCCCCCCGAUGCUGCAGCCUCGCCAGAACUUUGGCGUGGUGGAGCUGGACGGGCUGAUCUACGUUCUGGGAGGGGAGAGUGAGGAUGCAGAGCUGACCUCUGUGGAGGUUUUUGACCCACAUUUCAGCACCUGGAAGAUGCAGACAAGCAUGACGAUGAUCCGGAAGGUGGGCUGCUACGCCUCAAUGAACAAGAAGAUCUACGCCAUUGGAGGGGGCUCCUAUGGAAAGCUGUUUGACUCGGUGGAAAGCUUUGAUCCAAAAACCCAGCAGUGGACGGGCCUGUGUCCCCUGAAGGAGAGACGGUUCGGGUCGGUGGCCUGUGGUGUUGGACAGGAGCUCUAUGUGUUCGGCGGUGUCAGAAGCCAGGAGAGCGAGAACCCCACGCAAAGACAGAUGAUGACCUGCAAGUCUGAGUUCUACCAUGAUGAGAUGAGAAGGUGGAUGUUCCUAGAUGACCAGAGUCUGUGCAUCCAAGCCAGCUCAUCUUUUGUCUACGGGGCCGUUCCCAUCGGAGCCAGCAUCUACGUAGUGGGGGACCUGGACACGGGGACGAGCUUUGACUACAUCCGAGAGUUUCGCCGCAGCACGGGGACGUGGCACCGAACCACACCCAUGUUUGGCUCCGACCUCUCCAAAACAGUCUGCGCCAGCCUACGCAUCGCCAACUGUCGCCUGUUUCGCCUCCAGCUGACCCAGGGAAUGUUCGCCAUCAGGCUGUGAGCGACGGCUGCCCCCUGGGGCAUACUGGGAACUCUUCAUGUCAGAUGUCGGGGAUCUUUACUGUUUGACUUGAAAGGACAAAAACUCAUCACGUUCACUGUAAAGCUGUAAAGUUUUUGUAGGAAUUUAUUAAAUAUUUUCUGUUUAACUUGGA